AGUCUGUCGGGCCCCGCGUCACAGUGAGCACCGCUCUUCACCCUCGGACGCCAGGGGUGCGUGUCCACGGAAGUUUUGCAUUCGCCGAGAGUGACUUCUCUUUGCUUCGUCUCCGCAAAGUUGCUUCGGGUGUUCGUUCGGCCGCACACACACUUUGAUUUGUAUAUUCCGAGUCUCGUGGACUGUUAUGUGCUGCUAUGCGUCUCUAUGAUGAGCUGCAGUGAGGUGAUGUAUCAGGCUUACUACCCUUACCUCUAUCAAAGGCCGUCCACCUCGCCUGUCUCCAGACCGCCGGCCUUCACGCCCUUUCCGCAAUAUGACAGGUUUGGAAUGCAGCCGCGGACGUCCCUGGAGCAGUCGCAGAGCCCACUUGGACACUCGGACGUGUACAUCAGCCCCGGGGGCAGCGCGGGGGGCGGUGGAGGCGGCUCUGUCAGCUCCGUCGGCAGCCCGUCCAGCCCCAUUUCUUUACACGCCGCUCCUAGUUCAAGCAAGGGGUCAACAAGCAAGACUGUGGUAGCCGACGAAGGUGGCGCCGACGAUGAGACUGAAAACGGAAACGACGACGACGAGCGUGCCGGCGCCGCUCAGUACGUGUCGGCAAAUUGCGUCGUCUUCACGCACUACUCGGGCGACGCGGCCGCCGUCGUCGACGAGCACUUCAGCCGAGCCCUCAGCCAGACCUCCUCAGCCGCGGCCCCGACCUCUUCGUCCUCGGCAGGAUCGACCUCGAGUUCGGCGGCCGGUGGCUUCGGCGGCACCGAACCCGGCACCUCUGGCAAAGCGGCAGGCGCCAGUAAAGACACGAGUUCGCCGAUGUCGGCGCGAAACUUCCCACCGUCGUUCUGGAACAGCGACUACCAGCAGCAGCAGCAACAACACCAGAUGGCCGCCGCCGCAGCCGCGUCGCACCACCCGCACCACCACCACCACCACCACGCGGCGGCCGCCGAACUGUACUCGUCGGCGGCGGCCGCGGCGCUGGCCUCGGCGGCGGCCGCCUCCUCGUCGGACCCGUACCACCCGCACCACCACCACCACGUGCACCACCCCCAGGCGGGGGCGGCCCCCGACCCGUGGCACUACCACCAGCCGGCGUACCGGGCCGCCGUCCACGACUUCACCGCCUACAACAACAUGGCCAGCCGCUUCGGCUCGGGCCAGUACGGCCCCCUGCUGCUCGCCCCCUCGGCCUCGGCCCACCCGCCCCCGUCGGCGGUGCCGUCGGCCGCCUCGUCGGCGCGCAACCACUCGGCCAGACACCAGUACCUGAGUUCAGCCGCCGGCAAGUCGGCCGCCGGCGACUGGUCCUCGCGCCUCCACGAGCUCGAAAGUGCCGCCCCCGGGGGCUCGCACCCCCUCGUCGACGCCUCCACCCACGCCGCCGCCACCUCCUACGUCACGCACCCCUACACCAGCAUGGCAGGUCUGGAAGCGCAGGUGCAGGAGCCGUCGAAGGAUCUGUACUGGUUCUAAAGUCGACUUGCUGCUGGAAUAAUAAAAUAAUCCUCGCAGCAUUCUCCUCUCAAAGUGUCGACUAACUUGAUUUAUUAGUGCAAGAACACAAGACAAAGUGCGGCAGUAUGUGAAUGUGUAUGUUUGUGCAAAAGAGACGCGCGCGUUCGCUCGAGGAAUAAAAAGACAGAAUCAAAAAUUAGAGAAGAAAUUGACCGAUUCGCAAACUCAAGUCAAAGUUGUGGUUUCGUCUUCUGAUCACGAAAAACGAGACGUGUAAAAUAAUUAUAAUAAAAAUGAUAAUUAGAGGAGAAAAAGGUGAUGCAAGAAAGAAAGAAAUAAUCAAGUAUAGGUGACAAUUUUGAAUAAGUGUUGUUGCUACUUAAAAAAAUUGCAUACAUACUUAAUCAAAUCGUUGUGUUGUCACUUCAUUGCUCUGCAUAAAAUUUUAGAUGACGAGAUUAGUUGCAAGAGACGUUCAUCGAAAAAAAUUGUAAAUAUAAUCAAGACACACACAGGAUAAAUUUGCAAAAUCAUGUAUUGAAGUCACUCUCAUCUCUCUCUCAUAACUGUGUAUAACCCAAAGUUGUAUAUUAAAGAAAGAAAUGGUGGAUCAUUUCGCAAAAUUUAUGUGUGGAAGCAAACAAGCCAUGGUAAAGAGCGACUCAAUCGAAACUAAUUCAUUGCAAGCAGGACGCUAUAUUAUUCAAUUGAUCAAAUAUUGUUGUUGAAAUGUUUUAAGAAAACCUCGCGCAAAUAUAGGAAGGAUAAUUCAAAGUUUCGUUUUUUACUGUCAAUCGGAUCUGAAUCGACCUGCAUUCUCUUCUGCUGCUGUUGAAAAACAAAUUUUGCUUAUUUCUGAUGUGCAAUAAAAUAUAAAACACACACACUACUGUUUUCCAAGUUCUUAUAGCGCAGAUCAUAAUACGAUUAUUAUGGCGAAAUAAAUAGCGAAUAACAAC
This is a messenger RNA of Neocloeon triangulifer, 2417 nucleotides long. Its product is annotated as transcription cofactor vestigial-like protein 2. Gene Ontology annotation, biological process: regulation of transcription by RNA polymerase II. Lineage: Eukaryota; Metazoa; Arthropoda; Insecta; Ephemeroptera; Baetidae. The record is from RefSeq and is a predicted model, not a curated record. Gene Ontology annotation, cellular component: nucleus. Bases 208 to 1476 code for a protein of 422 amino acids. The transcript is spliced from 5 exons.